ACUGAGCGGAGGUACAUCCCCGAAAAUAAGGGCAGGUGGAGUCCUCCCAAGGACAGCAACUCGAGGCUCAUCAGCCAAUGAGCUUUGACCAGGAAGGAGACACACGCUCACGCGGAUAUUACGUACUUGGCUGCAGCACCAACGUGCUAACGGUAAAGGUGAGUGGAGACUUUUGUGAAAAACUAUUGUAACAGUCACUGAUUUCAGAAAACUCAAAAUACAACAUAUGGGAUUUUAUUUCUGUGAAACAUAACGCGCGCUGGUGUUGCUUUGUUGAAGCGGUACUGCCCAGAUAACACAAAGGUUGUCGGCUAGAAGCAAUUUAGUGAAUGACUUCUGGGCGGUUUACCUGUUGACCUGAGUUACAUAAUGUAAUAACCCGUAAAAUAUAGGAACUGUUCAGUAUUAUUCCAUAUUUCUAAAUGCUCACUCAUUCCCUGCUGCCUGCUAUCGGCUUUACCGUACUCUGUAAACAUUUCACCAAAGUCCCGCCAAACUCCAUUACGUAUUUGACAUUUUAAUUUUAUAACCUGUGUACAGAGCGAGCUAGACGACCUUAGACUUACAAAAUAGACCUACAAGAUCGAGAAGAAGUACUCUUUAAUUCGGCAUGCAAGUCACAGUGGACUGAGUACAAUUUUGUCAUGUAAAUGUAAGACAAUUGCAUUCCCUUUCAGGACGGGUGAUAGGCUAACACACAGCCAGAACAAACAGGUGUUGAUGACAGCAGACAAGGCCUUCAAAGAAGGGUUUAGGGGAUGUCUACCAAAACAUUUACCCUUUCUCAUGAAACUAGUUUAUCUACGUGAAGCAUUGUACAUAUUGACUUAAAAAAGAGUGCACCAAAUUCAUGAAUUUGUUAUGAGUUUCAUCAUUGUUGGUCUAAUACCCCAAUAGGGACUAAUGAAAAUAGUCAAUUUGUUGCACUUGUGAGAUAUGAGAGCAUGUUUGCUACUCUAAUACCAUUCACAUUACAUCUAUUGUUCACUGAUAUAAGCUUUAAUGUGUUCACUGCACCUGUGCUAAUAUUUGAAGUAUGUGUGAAACUUUAUUUUUUCAUCACAGUUUAUUCUGAGUUCAUGAGGGUUGAUUGUGAUCAGCUGGAAACUCCACCACUGUUGUGUUAAUGUGCUAAAAGAAACUUCGGGUCACCCCAUCGAGUUGAUAACCUGUUCUGUGAACCAGUCGGGCAUUUCUCAGGGCUAUCUGAGCUAGAUAACAUAAAUAAACCCUCAGUGUAUUCAAUCUGCUUCAUAGUAAGGGCUUCUUUUGUCCUCUGUGUGUCUUGAACUCUUAAAAAAGUUCCACACAACUCUGGGCAAAUAGUUUUUCUAAAAUCUCUAUUCAUCAAGUUGCAGCUGACUUUUUUGUGUGUAGUGAAAAGUUGAAUUUUAUUACUUAAAAUGCAAAAAGAAGGAACUUUUAACAGCAUGUUCUUUGUACUGAGAAUUUUAAUAGAAAGGAAGAAGUGUACUUAAAUUGAGCAGCCUUCAGUACAGUAUGUUGCAUUUUAAGAAACUGGUUCAACAAUCACAUUCAGCUUCAAACCACAAGGGGGAACCAGGUGACAAGAAAUUCUCACCAAAAGCUGUGAAGUGAGGAAGUAUGUUAAAAAUAUGUUUUUUUUUUAUCAGGUUCUGUCGUAACCUGUCUGUUCUUCCGUUUCCCAUAGUUACCAUACCACAAAUUAUAUUUACAUAUAUAUUUUUUUUAUUUCCCUAUCUGGAGUCUAGGAGCCAAAGCAGUGUGCAGUCAUGUGGCCUGUGGUGUGGACAGCGAUGCGAACCUAUGCCCCUUAUGUCACCUUCCCUGUGGCCUUUGUAGUAGGAGCAGUGGGCUACAGCUUGGAGUGGUUUGUCAGAGGGACCCCUAAACCUCGAGAGGAGAAGGGCAUCCUGGAGCUGAGGGAGGAGAGGAAGCUGCAGGAACAGAUCGGUACAGACAGCACCCAGGUUAUCAGCCUGAAAGACAAACUGGAGUUUGCACCUAAAGCAGCUCUGAACAGAAACCGACCUGAAAAGAGCUAACCCAUGUGGGUGAAAGAGACUUCUGUUUGAGAGGUGGCACACUGGAGUGGACGAGCCAGAGGAGGAGUCAAGUGCACGCUUUCCAUCACUUUAGCCAUACAUUGUCACUCCUCGGCACCAAGAGGCAUUAGCAUAUUAUAUCGAACUCCUUUUUCGACAAAGACGAUGAAACGGAACAAAUAAUUAACCUUUUAUUGACCCAGAUGUAAGUACUGUGUGUUAAAGCUUUCUUCUAUGUUGCUCUUGCCUGUUUGUGCACAUACCAAAAAGCAAGACACUAUUCUAGCUGUAUCAAAUAUCUGGGUGCCUGAAUUUGAACCUACCAGACUGGGUUUGGUCGAGAGAAGUCACUUCCUGGUACUGUUUAAAUCUAGUUGACACAAAAGUGUUGUCUCUGCUGUUAAAUCACACAAAUAUUGUUCUUUCGUCGGUUAUUAAAGCCUGUCACAAAAUGUUUCUCCUUUAAUCUUCUGUAAAUGUGAAGGAAGGAAGGACCUCUUAUUGUCAACAUCAAGGCAGAGAAAAUCAGUCGCGUCUGUGUUGUGUGUCCUUUGAUGGUAUGUGACAAUAAGCCGGCUGCAUGUGGGAGGUCUCUCAGGAAGUUUAAGCUGCUUACUCCUUUUGUCAGAAAACAUCCACACAUUACUUCUCAUUUUUCUAAGUCUGGAUGGUUUCAAAGUUAAUGUUUAAAUUAUGUGUGUUUUGAAAAAUGUGAUGAAUAAAGGAACUUUGUGUCUAUGACUACUCUUGUGAACUGAUCAGCAUUUUAAGGACGUUUUUGUCGUUUCAGUUUCCUUUUUUUACCACAAAUGCUUUCACUUUUAGGUCCAGGUUCACAUCAGAUGUCGCUCAGUUACGAAAUAACAUCCAAGGACAGAAAGUUACAUCAAAGUGAAAGGAAGGAAGCAAUGUGUGUGUGCUCAUUCUGCCGGAGAAGGAAAUUGUUUUCGAGGAAACACAGGAGACAAAUCCACGAUGAAUGGAGGAAAUUCAGCUUGUUCACAGUUUGGAAUGUGGCCUGUGAACAAAUAACUUUGUUCUGGGAAAAUAUGACUCAAAAAACAAGUCAGUUCAAAAUAUGUUAUAUUCCUCAGAGUGGGAUUCUCAUAUAUCUGCAGCUGAUCUCUGAACAAAAGCUCCUUAAAUCCAAAUUUUAAAAAAGUCAAACUUCUAAACAGACAGUAAAUUCAUGACUGAGUGUGGUUAGGGUGAGUCAUGUGCCCACUUCAAUUUCACAUAUGCUAUAAAAGUUUCUUUGGGUAUGAUCGUCUCUGUAAACAUCAGAUUGUGUUUGUCUGGUAUUGAAGACUUUUGGAGGGGAAGUUUUUGAAUGGUUUAAAGUGGGGUUUGUAAGAGGUACUUGUCAAUAGCAAAUGUAAAAGUAAACCCGCCUGCUGAACCCACUGUUAAAUUAAUUCGGUCAGUGAUGCACAAGUAACAUGACCUUUGUCCAGUGCAGUGAUCUGUUGUGAGUUUUGAUAUGGCUGGAUCUCAGUUUGAGGUGAUUUGAAGCAACAAAUAGUCAUUAUCAUUCAGCUGACUCAGUCUUGGUUUUGCAUGAUUGUUGUGCUCUGUCAACAUGUUUCUCUGACUCAUAAAAAUGUCCACGGUUACAGUAUGUCA
This is a messenger RNA of Xyrichtys novacula (pearly razorfish), 3650 nucleotides long. The record is from the annotation of a GenBank genome assembly. Lineage: Eukaryota; Metazoa; Chordata; Actinopteri; Labriformes; Labridae.